CUCAUGUGUCUACAUGAAGACACUAUUUUGGGCUGGAGCUGUGCGUAAAACGUACUGCCAAUCUGACAGGUAACGUUGUUCUGAACUGGCAGACCAACACCAUGAGAGGAUGACUGUGUCGCUAGCUUUACUUGACUUGACUAGUUUUCUUUAUCUCGAGAGAUAUUAUUUUCUGAGUGAUCAUUUACAACUCAACAGUACGGUACCGCUAAUGCGCUUGUAGUCCAAAACCGUGGCUGUGGUAAGAUGUACAGCUUCGUCUACCACCCUCUGAGUGUUUGCAGCUUCAACAGCUACGGCAGUGCGGGCUCGGACCGGUAAUCAUAUGCUUACUAGGCAUUCUCAUCGCUUCAGAAAUCAAUAUCCCAGAGUAUAUAAAGAGAAAGAACACCAGUAAUUUCUCACUGUUCAAUAUCAAAAUGCAAUCCUUCGCUUUGGCCACCAUCACCUUCCUCGCCGGCACUGGACUGGCAGCUCCAUCGAUCAACGCCCGCAGCUAUGUCCAAGUCCAAGUUCAGUUCCAGGGCGCUGCUGGUGUCGCUCAGACUCAGUACGUUCCGGCUGACGGUAGCACUUAUCCCGUUUACUCUGACUUCAGUGUUUCCCAUAUUGCUAUCAUCAACGAUGUCCCUGCAAGCGUCAACUGCUUUGCUGAGGGCGUUGAUGGCUCUGAGACCUAUACUUAUGGCACUGAGACCGUCGACGUUGGCCCACCUCAAGUUCAGAUGUCAAUCAGCUGCUAUCAGAGCCCGGCCUGAUAAUUUGGACAAUGCUGAUGGAUACCUACGCGACAAAUUCUAGCGGUAUGUUACCAGUAAAUCUGGUUGUUCGGAUUUGGAAACGGGAUCUGGAGGGGCGUUUGGGUAAAAAUGGACGCAAGACAUUCUUUCGCACACACUUCGGGUGGCCACCCAUAUAAAACCAAGUUUCAAUAUUCACUAUAGACAAUUAAGAGUUUCAACAACAUCA
Truncatella angustata is the source of this 969-nucleotide messenger RNA. RefSeq lists its product as uncharacterized. The record is from RefSeq and is a predicted model, not a curated record. The transcript is spliced from 2 exons. The coding region runs from base 420 to 758 and encodes 112 amino acids. Lineage: Eukaryota; Fungi; Ascomycota; Sordariomycetes; Amphisphaeriales; Sporocadaceae.